Messenger RNA from Plasmodium malariae, 1377 nucleotides. Its product is annotated as RNA methyltransferase, putative. The transcript is spliced from 2 exons. NCBI's taxonomy places the organism in Eukaryota, Apicomplexa, Aconoidasida, Haemosporida, Plasmodiidae. The record is from RefSeq and is a predicted model, not a curated record. The coding region runs from base 1 to 1377 and encodes 458 amino acids.
AUGAAGGAAAAAGGGAAAAAGGAUAAAAAGUGUAUUGAAAAAAUAAAAAAAAAAGUAAAGAAAGGAAGGUAUGACAAAAGGACGGAGGGUAAAGCCAAGCAUGUUGACGUUCCUACGAAUGCACAAAUGAACGAUGUAGAAUUCGUACAUACGAAUAAUUUAGAAGAAACAAAAAAUAAUCUUAAUGAAGAUAUAAACGAAUUCAUAUCAAAGCGAAUACCAAAUAUUAGUAGAAAUUUAAAAGUAGAGUUAUUUGUAGCCAUACCCUCAACAAUAAUAAAUAAUAGAAGCGAUGUUAUAAAAUCAUAUUUAUCAAGUUAUUUGGCAAGAAUAUUUACCAUAUUUUCUAUUUCAAAAGUGUAUAUCUACGAUGAUCAGUUAGCAAAUGAACGUCUUAUAAAUAAGCAAACUAACUACAAAAGCAGUGAAAAUAACUAUUAUAAAAAAGAGGAUAUCAACAAGUGUAAUCAGCAUGCUGAUGGCAGCAACAGGGACGAGGGAAAGAGAAGCAGUAAGAGAAGUAGUAGUAUUAGUGAUAAUAUCGUUAGUACGAAUAGCAGAAACGGAACAUGGGUUGCAAAUAGGGAAUGCUUUAACCCGCAAACAGAGAAAAAAGAAAAAUCGGAAUAUUCCUACCUGUGCAAAUACCUGCAUUAUAAUUUACAAUAUUUAGAAACUCCACAGUAUUUAAGAAAGCACUUAUUUCCAAUAACACAUUUUUUAAAACACUCAGGAAUUAUGAACGCAGUAGAUGCUCCUCAUCAUUUAAGAAGCGAUGAAUGGCUUCCAUUUAGAGAAGGAGUGGUUGUAAAAAAAAUAUCUAAUGGUAUUAUAGUUGAUGUAGGUCUAUUUUCAAAUGCGUUAAUUGAAAAUGUUUCUUGUAUAGACAUAGGAACACGAGUUACUGUUUUAUUUGAUGCACAAUCUUUUGAAAUUUUUCGAAAAAAAAAUUCGAAAGUUUUAUUCACAGCAAAGGUAAUACAUCCGACUAUACCAAAGCAGUAUAAUGUAUAUUGGGGAUAUUCGAUAGAAAUUUUAAAAAGUUUGAGUGAUAUUUUUAAUUUGCAAGUUGACUGUAUCGUAGGUACCUCGGAAAGGGGGCGGGUCAUGGAUGAUGUGCUCUCUUCAUUAAAAAACUUUAGCUCCAUCCUCAUUGUGUUCGGAAACAGAGAUGGAUUGGAAGAUUUGCUGAUCAAGGAAAAAGAAGAAGAGAAAAAAAAGAGCUACAGUGGAGAGAAGAAAAGUAGGAUCUUAAAUAAAAUUUUGAAAAAAUUUGACAUGUUUAUUAACACGUGUCCCUAUCAAACAUCCAGGACAAUAAGAACUGAGGAGGCCGUAACAAUAACUCUUUCGUUGUUCCACAACAUGCUCAAGUAG